UCUGAGAUCAGAAACAUGGUUUGUCAAGUAAUUACAACCACUACAAGUUCACCUUUGCCGACACAAAUGGUAACUCUUCCGUCGAUACAUGUUGCCAAUCCUAAAGAUAAGGUUUGUAAUGUGCCUGGAGACAUCGUAUUUUUAAUUGAUGGAUCCAACAGUAUGAGCGAUGCGGACUUUCGGAAACAAAAGAAUUUUGUGGCUAAUAUGAUAGAUAACUUUGAAAUCGGAAAAGAGUUUAUACAUGUUGGUAUUGUGGUAUUUAGUACAGUGAUUGGUGAUAUAGUCCACCUACAACCGUCCAGAUCAAAAGAUUUAUUGAAAAUUUUAGCAAACAAUUUACGACAUCCGAAAGUUGGUACCAAUACAGCGUUGGGUAUUGAACGUGUGCGUAAAAUGAUGCGAGAGGAAGGACGUUCUUUUGCCCCAAAAAUCAUGGUCGUUGUUACCGAUGGUCGAUCUGCCUCGCCCGCUCUCACAUCCUUGCAAGCAUCUUUGGCCAAGGCUGAAGGACUAACUGUUAUUGCUAUUGGUGUGGGAAGUGCCAUGUUCAAGGACGAGCUGGAAAAUAUUGCCAGUGACGGAGGGAAAAUGUUCCAGGUGACCAGAUUUCAAGAUUUGGAAUUGAUUAUAAAUGCAAUGAGAAAUUUGAUUUGUCAAUCUAUAACAACAACAACAUCAACGACAACGACAACUACAACACCGGCUACAAUCAACGUGCCUUAUCCUGAUGGUCUAUUUUGUGACGUCGCUGCUGAUGUUGGUUUCGUAAUUGACGGGUCAAAAAGUAUAUCCUCCGGGGAUUGGCCAAAGGGACUUAAUUUCGUUUCUAACGUAAUAAAUAACCUAUACAUUACCCCGGAGGGUAUACAUGCUGGUAUAGUAGUAUACAGUACCUUUAUAAACGAAAAAGUUUCUCUGAACCCCUUUAAACCAAAGCCGUUGUUGAUGGCCAUGGCUAAACGUUUGAAACAACCAAAACAGGGAACCAACACCGCGUUGGGUGUUGAUACUAUGAGACAGAUGUUCCGGAACCAAGGUCGAUAUGACGCACCGAAAGUUAUGAUUAUUGUCACUGAUGGAAAAUCUACAAAUCCUGGACAGACUAAAAUCCAAGCCGCGAGAGCAAAGGCCGAGGGUGCUAUUAUAAUCACAGUCGGUAUCGGUGGCUCCAGUAUGUUUAAAGAUGAAAUCCGUGACAUCGCUACCAAUAAUAAAUACUUUGAAGUGGCAGAUUAUAGAUCGCUUACAACCAUUAUUCAGCAACUUAGAGAUUUAAUUUGUAUGGUCAUAACAACAACGCCUCCAGCAAUAAGCACAACACCACAACCACCGCCACUGCUGCCACCAAUUCCUGGUUGUGACAUUCCUGCAGAAAUCAUGAUCCUCACUCACGGCUCAGAAAAUAUCAAUGAAUACAACUGGAACAAAAAUAAAGACUUUAUAGUAAGCUUGAUAAGGAACUUGAACGUCGGUAAAACCCAGCACCAUGUCGGAUACGUUGUAUACAGUAACACAUACGGCGAUACGAUUGGAUUAGAACCGUACAAGUCAACCUUUGACCUGACUAAUAUGGCCAACUCGUUGAUACAUCCAGGGAAGGGCGUCAACACAGCCAUAGGUCUAAAAAAACUAAGAGAAAUUUACAACACACAAGCACGCACGAAAGCACCUAGAAUAGGAAUUGUCAUUACUGAUCAAACAUCAACUGAUACUGCGGCUACUAAACAAGAGGCAGAGCAAGCAAAGAGAGAAGGAAUCAAUCUAAUGACUAUUGGCAUUGGUAACAGUAUCAAUCCACGUGAACUACAGCAGCUAUCAUCUUCUGAGAGAUUUAUCCACAGAACUGACAACUUUAACAGCUUGGAGAUGAUCAUGCCUCAAAUUCGACAGCAAAUUUGUGAAAUUAUCAUGAAACCUAAAGGUGAUUCUUUUACGGAAUUGUGUUCGGGUUGCCUAAUCGACAAGGGAACAGGAUUUAAUCCUUACCCAGGAGACUGUACAAAGUAUGUGCAGUGCUGGCGCGACAGUAACAGGGUAAUGGGAGCAGUUAAAUCCUGUCCAUUUGGUCAGUUCUGGGACAGAGUUGCAAUGGCUUGUCAACCAUCACUUAGCGUACAGUGCCCAGCAGAUGUAUGUCGACAUUCACCUGAUGGGUUUACCUAUGGUAUGAAAAACAAAGGUUGCAGAGCUUAUUGGUUGUGUGUAAACGGACAUAGUGUUGGAUCAUGUUGUCCUGAGGGUAGUUACUAUGUAGAAGGAAUGGGAUGCAUGAGAGGAAAAGCAUGCAAAGAACCUUGUCCACCAGAUGGCGGUAUUAUUCUUACUCCUGACUGCAGCAAGGAAGAACACUGGGAUCAACGUUACUUUAUAGAGAAUGUUCCAUUCUAUGGCAAGGUAGUAAGGCCAUGUCCACCUGGAACAGUCUAUUCCACAAGUUAUUGUGAUUGUGUUGUGAGGGACACCAACAGCCUUAUUCCAAUACUUCCUGGAGAUAAAUGCAGAGCAAAGGCUCAUUUCAAUUUUGACGUUGAUAUGAAAGAUAAAUCUGGUGGAUCGGUCCCGAUCUCAUACCUUAAUGUCCAGCGAACAAGAUACGGAACAGCACAUUUCACUGGAAACGGUGAAAUGAAUUUGUGGAAAAAUAGAAAUAUUAAUAUUAACAACAAGUUUGUACUUCGGUUCAAGUUCAAAUUGGGCAGAUGGACCGACCGUUUUGACUACGGUGGUGUAAUUGUCGACAUGGGAAAAGGUGGCGACGUACACUGGAAGUAUGAUAUUGAAUCUGGAUGGACAAGAAACAUCACUGUUGGUGGCGGCUGGGAUAUUCGAAAUUUGGUUAAGCUUUUCCGUACACUUAUCAGUUCUAGAACGGAACCGGAAAUGAAACAAAAUAUGUGGAAAGUAGCUAAUUCAAUGGAUUUCAAGACAUUACUGUAUCAGUUAGGAUUUGUACCAAACACGUCCAGUGGUAUGCAGUUAUUAAGAUUGUUGCUGAAUGGAAAUGGAGCAGAUAUCUUACAGAAGAUUGUUAUUGCACUAGAAAAACAAAAAUCACCUUAUGAUAUGCGAAUGACUUUGAAAACGAUGUUAUCUAGACCAGAAAUGAGAACAUGGAUUCUACAAAAUACUCCUAAACAAUAUAUUGAUAUUACAAUGAAAAAUUGGAAUCGCUUCUUAGAAUCACUUGCUUUACCUGAAAACGAAUGGAAAACUGGUAAAAUUACGUGGUAUAAACCUGCUGAUAAAAUUGGAACCGGAAGUAUGUCGUCAAUUGCAAUCAUCGCUGAUUUAUGGAGGACUUUUGCUCGGAUGAUGGGUAUGGAUACGCGCGAUUGGCAAAACUUGCUUCGAAUCACCCUAGGGACAGACAUUAUAGGAGAAGGAGGACGUGUAGAUGUAGAAUUUAUAAAUGAAAUGAAAAAUGUUCUUGGAAGAAAUAAUACUAUUCUACAAGCAUGGCAUGACUUCCUUCGUGGUAAAAAUGUACGUCUCGACUUCGAGGGUAAGAAUCCCACGACAUCAUGGUGGGAGAAAAUAUUUGGAACUGCAACAGGCAUUGCGCCCAUUCCAGGUAUUGAUAGGGGAAUGUCGGUGGGUAUUGUUGCUGAUCUCUGGCGAAAAUUCGUUCAAGAAGCGCAACUUCCGGAAUCAAUGAAAUCAAAAUUAUCAUGGACAUUCGGUGGACCUGAUGCUACAGAAGACGAUCUCUUCAAAGAAAUAAAUUUUGUACUUGGUGAUGAUAAUAUCAAGAAUAAGUGGAUACACUUUAUCCAAGGUCAUUAUUCUCACGGAGGUCCUGGCAAAACGGAAGCCCAAUUAUGGAAACCGGGCCCAAGAGGAGAAUUAUUCUGGAAAAUAAUAUUUGGUCAGGGAAAAGAUGGCUCACAAACUGGAAUUGAUGGCUCACAAACGGGAACAGGACAGACCUCUGUUGAUAUUAAAAAACUCGCUGACUUGUGGAGAACAUUUGUAACCCAAAUGAAAUUGGAGGGACCCCAAUGGAAAGAUCUAUUAAUCUUCACAAACACCGAUCAACCAGGGUCUAAAAAUAUAAAUGUUAAACUACUGUUGAAAGAGAUGAAGAACGUUCUGAUGGCUGACGACAGCGUAGAUACUGCUUGGCUGAAAUAUCUCCAAGACAACGGCAUAGAUAAAUCAUGGUUCCUAAGGAUACUUUUCUCUGAUCAAGGUGGACCUUUCAAUGAAAACUGGGUAUACUGGUACCUUUAUCGUAACAAAGAAUAUACGUCAACCGGCAUGGGUAACUCAACAGGUGGUGGACCAACAAAUAAGAAUCAAAUCAUUGGUUUAUGGAGAGAUUUUGUUACACAAUCUAAACUAGGACCAGAAUGGAAUGGUAUGUUAACAUGGACACUCGGAAGUGGUAAUAAUGGAGGCACCGGCGAGUACAUGGAAUGGAUAUAUGAAAUCAUAUCUGUACUGGCAAACAAGGAAAUGAGAGGCAGAUGGCUAAAUUACCUAAACUCAAAGAAUGUUGGGAAUGAAUGGAUAAACUGGUUCAUGGUUAUAUCUGGUGAUUCGAGAGGUUCUUUUGAAGUGGAUCAAUCUGGUCUAAACUUGGUAAUGAACUUGUGGAAGAGAUUUAUAGGAACAUUAAAUCUGAAUGGACAUGGCGGACAGAACUGGAAUCAAAAAUUAAUUUGGACACUAGGAGGAGGACUUACAGAUAGAUACAUUGAUUGGUCGAAUGAAGUCGUCUCCGUUCUUCAAAAUACUACUAUUCGUGAUCAUUGGUUUAAUUACUUACAGCAAAGCAAUGCGGGUGGUGCUUGGAUAAACUGGUUCCGAAUGAUACUAGAUGUAGGAAGUACUUCCAGUUCAACUGGAAACUGGAUAUGGCAUUAUCUAAGCAGUGGAAUGUCUGUACCACUUGACGUUCUUGCUAAUCUUUGGAUACAGUUUGUUUUCGAUAGAAAUCUUGGUUAUGGUCAAUGGGCAGAUAGUCUUUGGUGGACAUUGAAUGUAAUGCCUGGUGCCAUUUCUGCUGAUGAAUACAUGCAUCUGUUUAAUGAAAUGACUAUAUUGAUGAUGGACGAGAUGAUUCGAAAUGAUUGGAUAACGUUCUUACAUGGCAAUGAUAUUACUGCUUCUUGGAGCUCAGCAGCUGGAACUGGAAUGGCUGGUGGAACCACAGCAGAGUCUCUUGACGCCAUUUUGAAUAGCCUUAGUGGUGGGACAGGUUCUGGAUCAUAUGGUACAAGCUCUGGUAGUAGUUCUGGUGGCUCAGACUUUCUGUGGGCUGCAGGAGGAGAUUGGGAUAUGGAUGGUGGAUUUUCAAGGAAACGCAGAUCAGCUAACAGACAGAAGCGGGCAAUUGUCGACAAGAUGGCACAUGUAGCCUUAGUAGGCAAUUGUGGGAAUAAUGUUAAACCAUCCAUUUCUAUCACAGCAAAUGAACAAAAUGUUAAAAUGAGCUUGUUGACACAAAACAAACCAGCCGAACUAGAAAUUCCAUUGAUACAAGGAUGGAAUGAAGUGACUAUGGUAUAUGACGGUAAAAAUCUUCAUGGAACUGUACAGAACUGGCAAGGAAAAAAACACAAGAAAACACCGUUAACAGGAAAUGUCGUACAGAGACAAGGACUCACAUUCGGAGCAUGCGACAGAUACCCAAGGUUUAAUGGUCAACUUGAUGAUAUUUUGCUUUACAACUGUGUCCCACUGGCAUUAAAGCAAAAAUUACCUUGAACAUUGUUGCUUCAGUUCCCAUCAUGCACUCAAGAUAGUUUAUUUAACUUCAUUGUAAAGAGUUCUCCGGUUUGUCAUCAGGUCAUAAGCGGGUAAAAUGAUAUAAAACGAUACUGCAGUAUAUGGAAGGAGACGCUAUUUUGUGUUUACAACGGACUUUGCAAAUCCAUUUAAAGUCACUUGGUUGUUUAUAAUUUUAUACAUAAUAAAUUUGUUAUCAUAUUUUUA
Mytilus californianus (California mussel) is the source of this 5940-nucleotide messenger RNA. RefSeq lists its product as uncharacterized. Bases 16 to 5712 code for a protein of 1898 amino acids. The transcript has 18 exons. Gene Ontology annotation, molecular function: chitin binding. The record is from RefSeq and is a predicted model, not a curated record. Lineage: Eukaryota; Metazoa; Mollusca; Bivalvia; Mytilida; Mytilidae. Gene Ontology annotation, cellular component: extracellular region.